Molecule: messenger RNA, 1076 nt
Organism: Sitophilus oryzae (rice weevil)
Lineage: Eukaryota; Metazoa; Arthropoda; Insecta; Coleoptera; Curculionidae
Product: valacyclovir hydrolase
Exons: 5
Coding region: 130-963 (277 amino acids)
Source: RefSeq, a predicted model, not a curated record
GGCAUCGGAUGAUUUUUAAUCAAAACCCACUAAUUUUCUAAACCGCUUACUUUGUUAUCUUUAUUUUACACUGUUUACCACGUACUUUUCUGUUGUAAAUACUCCUUGAUUAACCUGAGCGCAGCAAUAAUGUAUUAUUUAAAUAAGAGUGUGAAAAAUUUAAUAAGAAAAGGAUUAUAUAUUAAAUUUAAUAGGUGUUUCAGUACAGAAUUAAAAACGGAAAUCAAAGGUCAAACAAUAAAUUACGUGAAAGUUGGAAAUGGCUCCAAACCGAUUCUGUGUUUUCCUGGGGCUCUCGGUACCAUUUGGAGCGACUUUAAACCACAAAUCGAGGAAUUAGAUAAGGAUAAAUUUACGGUCAUAGCUUGGGAUCCGCCGGGGUACGGUUCCAGUAGGCCGCCAAACAGAUUAUUUAAUUCAAAGUUUUACGACAAUGAUGCUGAUAUGGCUUUUCAUUUUAUGAAGAAUUUAGGCAUCUCCAAAUUUUCUUUAUUAGGUUGGAGUGACGGUGGCAUAUCUAGCUUAAUAUUGGCUGCAAAAUAUCCUGAUAAUGUUGAUAAGCUAGUUGUAUGGGGUGCCAACGCGUACGUUAUUGCUGAAGACAUUGAGGCUUUUGAAAAAAUUCGCGAUAUAAAGAAAUGGUCCGAAAAAAUGAAAAAUCCUUUGAUAAAGCUCUAUACUGAAGAUGGACUGCAAAAAUUGUGGAAUGAUUGGUGUGACGCCAUGCAAGAUAUCUACAAAAAUGGGGGAGAUAUAUGUAAAAGUCGCUUAAAAGACGUCAAAGCACCUACUUUGAUACUUCAUGGAAAUAAAGAUCCUGUUGUGCUUACAGAACAUCCUCAAUUCCUAUUAAAUCAUAUUAAAGACGCAAAGCUACAUACAUAUCCUGAGGGAAAACACAAUAUUCAUCUAAAAUAUGCUGAAGAUUUUAACAAAAUUGUAUCAGAAUUUAUUUUAUCUUAGUAUGUAAGAGUGGAAUUACAACAUAUAUUUUAUAUUUUCCUUUUAUUAGAUAUAAAAGCAAUAUUACUUUGGUACAUCAUAUUGACAUAAUAUAUUAACUGAAUAUUUUAAAA